AUGCAGCACGCUCCGACAACGCCGAGCAAUGGUGCGCCCGGCAUGAUGCGCUACCCAAUCCCUCCGCAAGCACCAGUCGAUGGGCGACAUGCAACCGGCGUGCGAGGCAAGAAGGACAUCAAGAGAAGGACGAAGACUGGAUGCUUGACUUGUCGGAAACGAAGAAUAAAGUGUGACGAAAGUCAGCCAACCUGUCGCAACUGCACCAAAAGCAAACGGGACUGUCUGGGCUACGAUCCCAUCUUCAAGCAGCAGACGAGCCCCGCGCCCAUUCAGCCCGCUCCCGCCUCCACCACCGCCACCGCAGCAUCAAGUGCCACGUUACCGUUACCACCCAAUCCGUACCCGCCAGCUCAUACAUACUCUGCGACUGUCUUCUCGCUCCGUAUCGACGACCUAUUCGCGCUCAAUGACGUGCCGCCACGUUACGAAACCCACCCAGCACGCUUAGCAUCACUAGCCUCGCAGCAAGAACUCAGCGACUUCUACACCUUCCACUAUGCGCCGGGCCUUGACCGACUAUUCGAGACGACCUGGUACGCCGCGCAUGGCUUCGCGCAUUUACAAGCAAAUCCAGAACUUGCGGACUUCGUCUUAGCAUGUGCCGAGCAAUUCAAGUCCUCAGUUGAAAGCUCUCAUGUCGCUAACCAGCUACGGUCUCUGGAAGCAUGCCUAGUCUGGCGCCUGGCAUCAAUGCCGCGCUCAGCGAAUCCAGGUAUCCCGGAUCUCGCGACCCGCGUUGAUACACUUGAGCACCUGCUCACCGGCACCUUCCUGGAUAUGACGAGAAUGCCUCCACAGCCUAGCGCAGAACAAGGCCGGGAAUCGUACGAAGCUGAGACGUUCUGGUACAAUCUCGCACUCUUCACCGCAGCGCGCGACGACCGACCUGACCAAGGUGCAACGCAGCAGAUUGACCAUUCGUUGGGCGUAAUGCGCGGCAUCCUUCGCCAGAAGGAGAACCGCGACGUGCUCUACUCCGUGGCGAUCGGGCGCUAUAUCGGCGGUAGAACGCCUGACUUCCAUCCUCAACGGCAUCUCCUAGCGUCAACGAACGACUCGAAUGAGGACGUCAACAAGCUCAUUGUUGCGCAACAAUUUAUUGAAGCUGAGAAUCAGAGCGGUACUUCUCAAGUAGUCCAGCGCAUCUGCAGUAUGGCGCUGCGAGGGUGGCUUCUGCAAAAGCAGUGA
Baudoinia panamericana UAMH 10762 is the source of this 1191-nucleotide messenger RNA. RefSeq lists its product as uncharacterized. NCBI's taxonomy places the organism in Eukaryota, Fungi, Ascomycota, Dothideomycetes, Mycosphaerellales, Teratosphaeriaceae. The transcript is spliced from 3 exons. Gene Ontology annotation, biological process: regulation of DNA-templated transcription. Bases 1 to 1191 code for a protein of 396 amino acids. The record is from RefSeq and is a predicted model, not a curated record. Gene Ontology annotation, molecular function: DNA-binding transcription factor activity, RNA polymerase II-specific; zinc ion binding.